Molecule: messenger RNA, 1709 nt
Organism: Cryptococcus deneoformans JEC21
Lineage: Eukaryota; Fungi; Basidiomycota; Tremellomycetes; Tremellales; Cryptococcaceae
Product: galactokinase, putative
Exons: 6
Coding region: 23-1630 (535 amino acids)
Biological process (GO): galactose metabolic process; carbohydrate phosphorylation
Cellular component (GO): cytosol; cytoplasm
Molecular function (GO): galactokinase activity; ATP binding
Source: RefSeq, a predicted model, not a curated record
CCAAGGCAUUCACCAGAAAAGCAUGUCUGCCAAGGUCCCCAUCACCGUCUUCAACUCUCUGCAAGAAAUAUAUCCAUCUGCUUCGGCCGUUCUUCGCGAAGGACAACGAUGGAACACUCUUCUCACCCGGUUCCAAGAACGCUUUGGCGAGACUCCAACAUACAUCGUUCGUGCUCCUGGACGGGUCAAUGUACUUGGAGAGCACAUCGAUUACUCUCUUUUCCCCGUACUUCCUGCAGCUAUUGAGCAAGAUAUUCUUUUCGCCCUUCGCCCUACGCGUCCUGUUGCCGGUUCGAAUCCAACAGUACGGUUAGAAAACUAUGACAAGAAGUACAGUUACCCAGGCUGCUCUUUCUCACUUGUCCCUGGAGAAAAUGGAUGGGACGUAGGUCUUAACGCCGGAGGAGGGUGGGACAAGUACGUUAGGGCUGCUUUAUUGGAGUGCUUGGAUGAGCUUUUCCCUGUUGGCAAAGGGGGUGGGAAACAAGAGGCAGUAGGGAUGGAUGUGCUUGUUUCUGGGAGUAUACCUCCUGGCUCUGGCUUGAGUAGCUCCGCAGCAAUGGUCGUUGGCUCCGUCAUCAUGUUCCUAGUUGCCAACAAUUUGGCGGCAGGUAAAACGAAAGAGGAUGUUGUACAACUCGCCAUCAAUUCCGAGCAUCGCAUGGGCUUGCGCACAGGUGGCAUGGACCAAUCUGUCUCUGCUCUUGCUUUGCCCAACAACCUGUUACACCUCUCUUUUCACCCAGGCUUGCUGCCUGCACCUUUACCUCUUCCCGGCAAUGUAUCGUUGGUCAUCACAAACUCCCUUGCCCCGCAUUCUUUGACAGACUCUGCGCCGGAAGAGUACAAUUUGCGAGUCAUUGAGAUCCUCAUCGCCACCCGUCUCAUCUUACAUCACUGGAAGUUAGAGUCACAGUUCUACCGCAACCCUAGACCAUGGUUAAGAGAAGUCUUGGGCGCUUGGGUGGGUGAGAAGGGUCAUAUGGGAUGGGAAAAGGAAGGUGAGGUGACGAAAAAGGCUCUUGGUGACAUUGAAUGGAUCAAGAGAGAUGGAGGGUGGACCAGGGAAGAGAUGAUCAAGUAUUCGGGCAUGGACGAAGAAGAGUUUAAGAAGAGUUACCUCGACUUCCUCGAGAUUCGAGCAGAAAAGUUCCACCUCUAUGAACGCUUGCAUCAUACCCUCACCGAAUCUUUGCGCGUUCACAAAUUCGUGCACCUCUGCCAAUCCAUCUCCACUUCCAACCCUCUCCCUCCAUCUUCUGAUACGCCUCUACCUACAGCAAACGACAUCCUCAGCCAACUGGGCAAGUUAUUUGAUGCAUCUCACGCUUCCAUGCGAGAUACAUAUGACUGCACCCACCCUCUCGUGGAUUCGCUGCAAGAGCUGUGCUUAAAAAGUGGAGCAAUUGGUUCCAGGAUGACGGGUGGGGGAUGGGGUGGGUCAGUGGUCAGCCUUGUGGAAAGCUCACAAGUGCCCGAGUUUUUGGAAAAAGUCAGAAAAGGAUAUGAAAAAUAUGGUGAUUUGGAGGAUGAAGAAUGGGUAGAGGUUGGUUUUGCUACAAUGCCGGGCCAUGGAGCUGGAGUGUAUGUUGUGGAGAAUGGGAUUAGAGUGGAAAAUGGGGCAGCAUAAGGCUCUCGUCUUUAUCACGAGCCUUCUUCCAGCAAUGGAAUCUUGCGCAGCACCGGAAUCAUGACCAUGAUUUGCAUGC